AUGAAUACUUGUAUCAGAUUACAAGAUUUACUAUCUUGCGCCGGCAUCAAGUGUUUCUUUCUUCCCUUCCUUUCUCAGCAGAAACAGAAGCCGCUCCACCACCAUCACCUUAUACACCGCCGAUCGCCACCACCAUCGAAUUAUACGCCGCAGCUUAUCACCGCACUUGCCCAGAUGCAGCAGAGAAAUUCUGGCAACCGGCGUCCAUCGGGAACCGAUGGCUCCGAUUUCUCAUACAGAAUGGUUGUGGACAACAGAUAUACAAAGGUAGCCAAGGGGAAAUCCACACUCUCCAAAGUUCUUGUGAUUCAGGCAGUGGUAGUGGUACUAGGAGUAUUUGACAUUCUUUUCACUCUGUUAAAGAAGGAGCCUCUUGAAAUAUUAGCUGCUGCAUCGAUAUCUUUAACUUUGAUUGCAAUUAUAAUUGGUGAAUUGGGUCGAAAGCGUAGCAGAGUGAGCUUUUUGAAAUUCUAUAUGGCUGCAUCAUCUAUAGGAAUACUUGGAUCAAUUGCUUCAGGUAUCGAACUGAAGGCAAGCACACCUCUUGUUGGUCUGAGUAACUGGGAAACAGAUAAGUUUGAUCUGUUGAAGAUUGCUUGUGUUUCUGUUGGACUGUUUGUGCAAAUAUUUUCUAUCAGUAAAACAACUUCUCUCAUCGGGAAUAUGUCUCCUCCAAAAAGAGCUUCUUGAUGCAAAUCCUCACUAUUCAUCAUCUCUUUAUCUCUUGUCUUACUAGAGAUGCGUUUUUCUUAUUGAUUUAGUUUUGUUAUUUAUUACUCUUGGAUUGUAAUCCCGAUUUUAAAAUCAUGAAAAAGGAUUGGACAUCUUCUAUGGUAU
This is a messenger RNA of Lactuca virosa, 837 nucleotides long. Lineage: Eukaryota; Viridiplantae; Streptophyta; Magnoliopsida; Asterales; Asteraceae. The record is from the annotation of a GenBank genome assembly.